This is a messenger RNA of Aspergillus steynii IBT 23096, 579 nucleotides long. RefSeq lists its product as uncharacterized. The record is from RefSeq and is a predicted model, not a curated record. Gene Ontology annotation, biological process: regulation of transcription by RNA polymerase II. Gene Ontology annotation, molecular function: DNA-binding transcription activator activity, RNA polymerase II-specific. The transcript has a single exon. The annotation marks the transcript as partial. NCBI's taxonomy places the organism in Eukaryota, Fungi, Ascomycota, Eurotiomycetes, Eurotiales, Aspergillaceae.
GCUUUCUCCUUCCCACUCGCCGUCGCUGGACCAGCCCAGCAACUAUCGCAACCACUGAAAGAAAUGAUUCAGAUCAUCACAUUCAUAAGAUCAACGAUGAAUUUCUCAGCUCCAAUAUUAAUGGACGUCAAGAGUGAUGAGGUCUACAAAUUGACCUACGUUGAAAAAGCAGGCCCGUUCCCAUCCGAGACAUUCCGCGCAGCAAUCUGUGCUCUACACGAGCUCAACACAGCCCGCAUACUGGACCAAACAGAUCGCGAAGCCUUUCAGACGACCAUAAACCAGCUAGAUGAUGUUUUCGCCACUAUUGACAACGGCGCGGAGCCGGUUUCUAAAGCCUUUAUUUGGAUUUCAGAAUCCUCCCCUCGGUUCUUUGAUCUGCUGCGGCAACGGCAUCCCUUCGCAUUGGUUGUAUUAGCUCAUUAUUGUGUUGUUCUUCAUCGCUUGAGAUGGCUUUGGUGGAUAUCAUCUUGGGGUCGGCGUAUACUUGCUGAGAUUAGCGGGACAUUGGAGAAUGAGUGGAAGCCUUUUGUGGAAUGGGCUCUCAAUGAAACUGCUCUUGAGUGCCUGGAGUCAUAA